GUGCACCUUGAGCGGAUGAAGCUCCUCCAGCAGAGUCACCGCUGACUCACCGGCUCUCCCCGCCGCGCACACGCUUCAUAUCAGCUUCAUCAGCGAUGGCAGGCGGGCUAAUGUAAGACGACAGCCGCCGACAUGAGCGACAGAGCCGAUGCGAGAGGGCCCGCGAACCGCCGGAGGAGGACGACCAUCUCCGGCGCUGCUGGCGGCGGCGGAGCGGCGACGGGGAGGCAAGCGAACGGCAGCAAGUUGCACGACGUGGGGGAGAAACCUCGACAGCAUCCGGCCAAAUCCAAAACAGAGGACGAGGUGCAGGGACACCCCGGGGAAUGCAGAGAGAUGUCCGGGCAGCAGCUCGCAGACAGUCCGAGGAAGGAGAGGAGUGCAGCGGAGGAUAUCAACGAGAGACUCAGCUGUCACGUCCUGCAGGAGUCUCUCUUGAGCUCGGCCAGCGGCUACAGCAACUACAGGGGAAUCCUCAACUGGUGUGUUGUCAUGCUGGUGCUGAGUAAUGCACGUCUCUUCUUGGAGAACAUUAUAAAGUAUGGCAUCUUGGUCGACCCUAUCCAGGUGGUGUCUCUCUUCUUAAAGGACCCCUAUAGCUGGCCAGCAGCUUGCCUGAUCAUUGCAUCUAAUGUCUUCAUCUUAGCCGCCUUGCACACAGAGAGACGUCUGGCUCUGGGCACCAUUUCCCAAACAACAGGACUGAUCCUUCACGUUUUUAACCUGAUAUCUUUGUUGAUCGUUCCUUCAGCCACAGUGCUCUCUGUGAGCUCCAUCACCCCAGUGGGUGGCGUCCUGUCCCUAGGUGUCUACACAGUGCUGUUUCUCAAAAUGUACUCCUACCAAGACACCAACAGGUGGUGUAGAGAAAUCAGACAAGCCAAAGCCAAAAGACUGACACGAUCAUACUCAUGUCCGUCUGUGGCUCAGUCCAAUGGUUCAGCAGUUCACACUCAUGUCUCCUACCCAGGAAACCUGACCCACAGAGACAUGUACUACUUUGUGUUUGCCCCAACUCUCUGUUACCAGCUCAACUUCCCACGGUCACCUCGAAUACGUAAGAGGUUCCUGAUGAGGAGACUUUUUGAAAUGCUUUUCUUCAUGCAGCUGUUGGUGGGAUUGAUACAGCAGUGGAUGGUUCCCACUAUACAGAACUCAAUGAAACCAUUCCAGGAGAUGGACUUUUCUCGGAUGGUGGAGCGCCUGUUGAAAUUAGCAGUCCCUAACCAUCUGAUAUGGUUAAUAUUCUUUUAUUGGUUUUUCCACUCAUCUAUGAACUUUGUGGCAGAGCUGCUGCAGUUUGGAGACAGAGAGUUCUACAGGGACUGGUGGAACUCUGAGACUGUCACCUACUUCUGGGCCAACUGGAACAUCCCAGUACACAAGUGGUGUCUCAGACACUUCUAUAAGCCAAUGUUGAGGAAGGGGGUCAACAAGUUUCUGGCUCAAACCGCAGUCUUCCUGGUGUCAGCCUUCUUCCACGAGUACCUGAUGAGUGUUCCUCUGAAGAUGUUCAGACUCUGGGCCUUUAUGGGAAUGAUGGCUCAGGUUCCUCUGGCUUGGUUUGUGGGUCGUUUCCUAAAUGGAAUCUAUGGAAACGCCGCCGUGUGGAUCUCCCUCAUCAUUGGCCAGCCUGUCGCCGUGUUGAUGUAUGUCCAUGACUAUUACGUCAUUCAUUACGGGAGCAGUACAUAGUACUGGAUCAAUGCUCCACGCAGCUUUGGAGCCACAACGUUGUGGUCAGCCUCCAGUGUAAUGAAACCCACCAUCAUGACCAGAUCUCAAC
Paralichthys olivaceus (Japanese flounder) is the source of this 1786-nucleotide messenger RNA. RefSeq names its product diacylglycerol O-acyltransferase 1a (gene dgat1a). Gene Ontology annotation, molecular function: diacylglycerol O-acyltransferase activity. Gene Ontology annotation, cellular component: endoplasmic reticulum membrane. The record is from RefSeq and is a predicted model, not a curated record. Gene Ontology annotation, biological process: triglyceride biosynthetic process. NCBI's taxonomy places the organism in Eukaryota, Metazoa, Chordata, Actinopteri, Pleuronectiformes, Paralichthyidae.